Molecule: messenger RNA, 4409 nt
Organism: Erigeron canadensis
Lineage: Eukaryota; Viridiplantae; Streptophyta; Magnoliopsida; Asterales; Asteraceae
Product: disease resistance protein RPV1-like
Exons: 5
Coding region: 28-2694 (888 amino acids)
Biological process (GO): defense response; signal transduction
Molecular function (GO): ADP binding
Source: RefSeq, a predicted model, not a curated record
UUUCAACUUUCUUUCUUUCUUUCAACAAUGGCGUCUACUUCUGCUUCACCAUCAAUCCAGAGGAUGAGCUUCAAGUACGAUGUGUUUAUAAGUUUUAGGGGUGCAGAUACUCGUAAGAACUUUGUUGAUCAUCUUUACCAUGCUCUUAUGCAAAAAAGCAUUCUUACUUAUAAAGAUGAUGAGAGAAUUAAGAAAGGAGAAAAAAUCAGUGAUGAGCUCAUCACAGCUAUAGAAGAUUCGAGAUUCUACGUCAUAGUUUUCUCCAAGAACUAUGCAUCUUCGUCAUGGUGUCUGGAUGAGCUUGUGCAGAUCAUGGAGGAGUGCCACAAGUCAACCUUCCAUACUGCUUACCCUGUCUUCUAUGACGUGGAACCCACCGAGAUACGCUAUCAAAGUGGGUCGGUCGGAGAAGUGUUUAGCCAACUGGAAAACCAAGAGGCUGCUGCAGGGAAGAAAUGGAGGGAGGCAUUGAAAGAUGCAGCUGAUCUGGCUGGGUCGGUACUUAAGAACACGUUUGAUGGGCAUGAAGCUAAAUUCAUUCAAAAAAUUGUUGAAACGAUUUCACUAGAUCUACGUUUCAUUGAUUCGGGUAUUGAUGGAAAGUUAAUAGGCAUGGAGUCCCGGGUAAAGGAUGUUGUUUCAGCUUUGGAAAUUGGAUCUGAUGACGUUCGCAUAAUAGGGAUCAAGGGAAUGGGAGGUGCAGGGAAGACAACUUUGGCCAGAGCUAUUUUUGAUCACAUAUCCGUUCAGUUUGAAGGUCAAAGCUUUGUUGAGAAUGUGAGGGAAGAAGUUUCUAAAUCUGGCUUGAAGAAAUUGCAAAAACAUGUCCUUUCAGAUGUCGUAAGUGAUCAUGGAGUUAAAGUAAGUAGUGUUAAUGACACGAAAAACAUGAUGAAAAAGAUGAUGUGUGGUCGAAAAGUUCUUCUUGUUCUCGAUGAUGUGGAUAAUAUCGAACAGCUUGAGGCGUUAGCCGGUGAGCCUAAUUGGUUUAAGCCAGGUAGUAGAAUUAUCAUUACAACUAGAGAUGAGCAAGUGCUGGUUGCACAUCGAGUGAACUUGAUUCUUGAUGUCAAUCUGUUAUCGGUUGAUGAAGCUGUUUGUCUCUUUAGUAGGUAUGCUUUUGGAAAAGAGAUUCCGAUUGACGGGUAUGAAGAACUUUCGAGACAAGUUGUACAGUAUGCUGCCGGUCUUCCCUUAACCAUUAGAGUUUUGGGCUCCUUUCUUUGUGGUAAAAACGAGCUUGAAUGGAUAGACGCCCUAGACAGACUAAAAACGAUUCCCUUGAGGGAAACUCUUAAGAAAUUGGAAUUGAGCUAUAUUGGUCUAGAGGACGAUUACAAAGAAAUAUUCCUAGAUGUUGCAUGCAUUUUGAAAGGGUGGCAAAAGUAUGAAGCAAUUGAGGUGCUUGAAAGCUGUGGAUUUCAUGCCAGAAUUGGCUUGAGAGUUCUUGAGCAAAGAUCUCUCAUUACUAUUUCUAAAUAUGACCGCUUGGGCAUGCAUGACCAUAUAGAAGAAAUGGGUAAAAAUAUUGUUCGCCGUUUGCACCCGAAUGAGCCUAACAGACAUAGCCGAUUGUGGAUCGAAGAGGAAAUUGUAGAUGUAUUCGCUAAUGAUUUGGGUACUGAAGCAACAAGAUGUUUGAAGUUUGAUAUGAAUGUCGAUUGCUCUGUACAGACAAUUAUCAAAGGUCUUGGAAACAUGAAGAAACUUAGGAUGCUUGUCAUUUAUGGAAAUGGAGAUGUUAUCAAUGACAGAGAAGUGCUUGACCAGUGCUUACCAAAUGCUUUAAGAUAUAUUAGCUGGGACCAUUACCCUUUUGAGUCGCUAAUGAAGUCAUUUCAAAAAGACCAUCUUGUUGGACUAUCCCUGUAUGAUAGUGCAAUUAAACAAUUCUGGAAAUGCGGAAAAACAAAGGUUCUUAAAAAGCUCAGAUUCCUUGAUAUGAAUAUAUCAUAUUUGAGAACUUUGGACCUUGAGAUGUUUCCAAAUAUCGAAACCUUAAGUCUUCAAAGUUGUCAUAAAUUAUUAGAACUUCACAUGCCUGUUUGUUGUCCAAAGCUCAAAUAUGUCAAUGUUGACCGUUCAAUCUUGAAGACCCUUAACCUGGGUUCGACUCUGGAUCUCGAGACGCUAAAUCUUCAAAAUUGCUAUAAAUUAUCAGAACUUCACAUGCCUGUACGAUGUCCAAAGCUCAAAUCCCUCAAUGUUAAGCCUUCAAAGUUAAGGACCCUUAACCUAGGUUCAACUCCGAAUCUUGAGACGCUAAAUCUUGUAGGAUGUGAUUAUCUAAUAGAGCUUCACAUGCCCUUCCGAUGUCCAAAGCUCAAGUCCCUUAGCCUUAAUUGCUUUAAGUUAAGGACACUUAACAUGGGGGAGAUUUCAGAUCUCGAGACUUUAAUUCUUGAAAAUUGUUGUGAUUUGGUAGAGUUUCACAUGCCCAUUGAGUGUCCCAAGCUCAACUGCCUCUGGAUCAUGAAUUCUGCAUUGAGGAACCUUAGCCUUGGGUUUACUCCGGAACUUGAGAUGUUAAAUCUUAGAGGCUGUCGUGAUUUAGUAGAACUUAACAUGCCCUUGGAAUGUUCAAAGCUCAAAGAUCUCAACCUUCAAGAUUGUACGAUGUUGAGGACGCUUAAGCUUGUGCCCACUCCGGAUCUCAAGACAUUAACUCUUGCAAGAUGUCAUGAUUUAUUAUAACUUAACAUGCCCUUCCGACUUCCAAAGCUCAAAUCCCUCAGUGUUAAUUUUUCAAAGUUGAGGACCCUUAACCUUGGGCCUACUCCAGAGCUUGAGACAUUAAUUCUUACAGGAUGUCAUGAUUUAUUAGAACUUCACAUGCCUUUCCAAUGGCCAAAGCUCAAAUUCCUCAGCCUUAAUUGCUCAAAGUUGAGGACCCUUAACAUGGGGAGUACUCCAUAUCUCGAGACUUUAAUUCUUGAACAAUGUCAUGAUUUGAUUGGGUUUUACAUGCCCAAUGAGUGUACAAAGCUCAAAACCCUCAGCCUUAAUUGUUCAAAGUUGAGGACCCUUAACAUGGGGAGUACUCCAGAUCUCGAGACUUUAAUUCUUGAAGAAUGUCAUGAUUUGGUUGGGUUUCACAUGUCCAAUGAGUGUACAAAGCUCAAAACCCUCAGCCUUAGUGAUACGAAGUUGAGGAUACUUGACCUUGGGCUGACUCCAUAUCUCGAAAGGCUUGAUAUUGAAGAUUGUUUUGAUUUGGUAGAACUUCAUUGUCCCAUUGGAUGUUUGGAAAAGCUUGUCUACUUAAACUUAACUAAUUGUGGGGGUUUUAAAAAUUUUUCGUUUGACAAGAGUAUUCCAUUGCGUAAGGUUGGUUCUUUACAUCUCAUUGCAGAGUCCGUUGAUAUCUGCCCAUCACACUCUGAUAGUAAUUUGCAAAAGUUUCUAUUUUCAUGUUUAUACGGAGAAUCUAUACCACCUUCAAUUGGAAAUCUCAGAAAGCUUCUUUCAUUAGGUCACUGUACUUGUACAAACCUUGAGAGCUUUUCAGAAAGUAUUUGUAGUUUACAAUCUCUAAGAAAGCUUACACUUGAAGGCAGUAUUCCUGAGGUUUCCAAGGACCUUGACCGAUUAGAAAGUUUAGAGGAGCUAACUUUCUUGUCUGAAAAGAUUCAACAUCUUCCAGAUAGCAUUUGUAUGUUGAAACAUCUAAAACUUCUCCAACUUAAAUCCUGUUGGUUAAUUGAGAAGUUGCCCGAGGAUCUUGGCCGGUUAGAGUGUUUGGAGGAUCUUGACCUAACAGACUGUAUCCAUUUACGGGAUAUUCCAAAGAGCGUCUGUAAUCUGAAGAGUUUAAAAUAUUUCCAUCUCACAUAUUGUAUGCUGGUUGAGAAAUUGCCCGAAGAACUUGGACGUUUAGAAUGUUUAAAAGAGUUGAAUAUAGAAGGUUCAGGCAUAACUCAUCUUCCACGAAGUAUUUUUGAAUUGGAAGGUCUGCGUAUUAUCGGGUCUAGAUGGCGGCUUCAAUCGUAUGGUUUUACAUCCAUGUAUCCUGUGUCACAUAACUCAACUUACAUGAUGUACUGCUACAUAUAGCAGUGAAUUGAAAAACAUAGGUUCUCACAACAUGAGCUCUUUCUACCAAGAAGUAUUGUAGCAGGGGUGAAAUUGGGUCCGUUUUGUGCUCGCCUUGCCACGAGCUUCCCGAAGUUGGCGAUGAUACGAUUUUGACGGACAAAACUGCAAGGGACCAACGGAUGGUUUUAAAAACUUGUGGAAGGUGCUGUUUCAUAUCAACCCCUAAUUUGAUUCUUAUGGCUGCAGCUUUCUAAUGCCUCAACUUUAGGCAUUGUGAUGCGACUUUGAGGGUGAGUUGCUGGACAAUAUAUAUAUUUGCAGGUCCAAGGCAAGCAUCUCACUUAAAACCAUUUCAUUUUAUUGGAUAUCAGCUA